GAAUUAUACAUUUUGGUAAUUUAGCAUCCGUUGUUAUCCAGAUUUUCAGGACAUUCUGUUAAGGCACGUAUCACAGACGUUGCAAAUAAAAAAACAUCCUCAGUGAAGCGGCUGUCAAAUCGGAGCUAUACUAAGAAUAACUGAGUCUUAGUGCAAGAACGAAAAAGUAGCCUACCAGAUGUUAUUAAAAAAGGGAGAAUGGAAUACAAAAAUAACUAUGUACAACAUCACAAACAACUGAAACACUGACCUAGUAAUAUGGUGGUUGUAACACAUUUUUGCCACAGCGAUUGUCUGCAGCCAUAUCUCAUUUUAAAGCAAAGCUUUGCACUCAAUCACUUAUGAGUUCUAAUGCGUUACACUAACUAUUCAAAUAAUUAGGCCUAAUCAGACUCAAAGUAGCUUUAUCAAUGCCCGUUUAAAGCUUUUUCAAAAUCCACCUUGAAAUUCGUUACAUGAUAUCCCAUCAUUAUCAUUGCAAAGCGGAUUUAGAACGGUUGGUCUGCGCUGAAUGCGCAAGGGUUGCUUCGGGUUCCCCCCUCUUCUUGUCCAUCUAAUUCCUUUCCGCACCAAACGAGCGUGCUAAUGAUAUCCCACUCCAGGUGAGCCAAUGGGCGGGCGAAUCACCACUAGUCGCCCCCACUGCUCCCGAAGUCCCUCUGAUGUCUCUCUGCGAGGACGCAACGUCACGUCCACACUUGAACUUGAAUUCUUAUCCAAUUUUACGGAGGCAACCCCAGCCACACACACGCGGGGUUCUCCCAGAGCGACAUUACUUCUCACGUCUCUGUGAAAGAAGAAGCCAUUAAGAAACACUGGACCUCGACUGGCUGGGAGAGAAAGAGGAGGUGGCUGGCUGUGCUGUUGUCUCCAACUCCCCUCAACUCCUAGAGCGGAGAGUUCCGUGCCAUUCCGUUCACCACUGCCAAGACACGCGCCGUGUGGACUGAAUGGUGCCAAAGCUCACAUCACCUGGCAGACCCAACACUGAAGGAAUCUGGGGCUUCAGAUAGAAUUAGAAGCUAAUUGGUUCUAAUUCUAAAAAGACCCAGAGGAGAAGAAGAGGUGACAGUUGAACUCAGCGCGCUGCAGAAUAGGGCACCUUGGUCGAAACAGAAAUCAUCUUUAUUAUCUGCAAUUAUCGCAAUAAUCCCGUCAGUUUUGAUAAACGCAAGAUAACAGAAUAUAAAUAUUUGCACCUGCUGGUGUCUGUUCUAUCUUAAAGCUUCCUGCGACCACUCCAGGUGUUGCGCUUUAGGUGUGAAGUGAUUCUGCGAUAAGAGUACUGGACAGUUGACCAACGGUUUUUACCCGCCUUUCAACAAACCUCAAUAAAAACACUGUUAAGCUCUUUUCCACGGACAGUAGCUUUCUGAUAGUCAUCUGAACUGUAAGGAAUUUGUAAAGGUUACCGGGUACCAGUCAAAGCAGCGAAGGAGCACCACGGAGCAAGCCGACUCCAAGCGCAGGUCUACGGGCGAUGCCAGAGUAGAUGCAGGGGCAAUGUCCCGUCGCAAGCAGGGGAACCCGCAGCACCUAUCACUGUCGCAAAGAGAAACAAUACGACCCGAGGCCAAUCAUGAGUCGGGGGUGGGACAUUGCUCCCCGGAGCCGUCCACUCCCAGCCCCACUCCUACACAGAGGAGGGUGGGACCAGCGGAGCAUGACCUCCUGACCUGUGGAAGGUGCCAGACCAACUUUCCCCUUGGUGACAUCUUGGUCUUCAUAGAGCACAAGAGGAGGCUGUGUAGGGGGUCUGGCCGCGCCCCUGGAGAGUUCCCCAAACCGGGUGAGAGGAGGAGCCCUGUUUUGGCACGAGGAGGGGCGGUGCCGGUGGAAGUGGGAGUGCAGGUGACCCCCCAUGGGGAAGAGGAAGAGGAGAGAAGGCUGACGCCAGCAAAAGGGGUCUGUCCCAAACAGGAGAGGGGAAUCCCAGGUAAGGAUGAGCCGUCCAGUUACAUCUGCACCACCUGUAAGCAGACCUUCACCAGCGCCUGGUUCCUGCUCCAGCAUGCCCAACACAACCACGGCAUUCGCAUCUACCUGGACACCCACCCCAACAGCUACACCCUCACCCCCCGCAUGGCUCUCCCGCCUCCCAUGGGUGGAGGGGACUCCCUCCCCCGCUCCCCCUUGCCGACGUUCCUGGGGGACACCUCCAACCCCUUUCACCUCCUCCGGAUGGCGGCGCCGCUCCUCAGGGAGCACCACCCGCUCCACCCGCACCACCCGCACCCACCCCCGGGGUACCUGGACACGCGCCUCCCGGCCACCCCGCCCUUCGUCAGCCCCCCGCCCCCCCGGCACCCCCUGGAGCGCCUGGGCCCGGAGGAAAUGGGCUCGCUGCUCUCCCAGCACUCCAGUGCCUUUGAGCGAGUGAUGCGUCUCGCCCCCAUGGAGCCGCCGUCCAUGGACUUCUCCAGGAGGCUGAGGGAGCUGGCCGUGGGCAACAACACAAACAACGGGGGGCCCACGCCGCCCCUGUCGCCCAAUCGGGUGCCCCCCAUGCACCGCCUGCUGAGCCCCACCCUCUUCCAGCCGGGCUCGAAGCCCCCGUUGUUCCUCACCUACCCCCCACAGCCGCCCACACCUCAGGGAGACGCCCACACCCCUACCCAGGGGCAGAACCAAGCUCAGGUUCAGGCCAAGGCCAAGUCCUGCGAGUUCUGCGGGAAGACCUUCAAGUUCCAGAGCAACCUGAUCGUUCACAGGAGGAGCCACACCGGCGAGAGGCCCUACAAGUGCCACCUGUGCGACCACGCCUGCUCCCAGGCCUCCAAGCUGAAGAGGCACAUGAAGACGCACAUGCACAAGUCCGGCUCCAUGGGCAGCUCCCCGGAGCAAGGGGGCCGAGGAGAGGCAGGAGAGGGGGAGAAGAACAGGGAGGGGGAGGCCAGAAUGGGGAUGGACAAUGAGGAAGAGGAGGAAGAGGAGGAGGAGGAGGAAGAGGAGGAGGAGGAAAUUGAGGAAGAGGAGGAGAUGAGGAACGGCCUGAGCCGGUCCGAGUCCAACCUAAGCAUGGAUUCGGAGUUCCACGUGAACAGGCAGAGCAGGGAGAACGGGUCGAGGCCUUCCCCAGACGAGAAGCACCAUGGCGGGGACAGAGCGGCGGAAGGCGGAGGGGUGGGCACCAUGCACCCAUACAACCACCUGGACAAUCACCUGAGACUAGCCACUUCCAAGAGGAGCAUCAGCCUGGACAGGGACAGGCAGUCUAACGGGGGAGGGGGAGAGGGGGGCGACUCAGGGAGAGGCGAGAUGGAGAGAGAGAGGGAGAGAGAGCGAGCAAUUGACAGAGCAUUGGACGGGGAGGAAAGGCCCGUGAUGAAUGGUAAAAUGAGUGGAUCAGAAGAUUCCUUCACCGGGCUGUUCCAUCGAAGGCCAACACCCAUCACUAGUCCCAACCCCUCCAAUAAGAGGAUCAAGGUGGAGAAGGAACCAGAGCUCCCUGCGGCGGCCGCGCUCAUCUCCCCGGAGAACGUCUACUCCCAGCUCCUGGCUGGCUACGCCGCCUCGCGCCACUUCAUCCGGGAGCCCUUCCUCCACGGCUUCAGCGACGCCCGCCAGUCCCCCUUCGCCACCUCCUCGGAGCACUCCUCCUCCGAGACGGGGUCCCUGCGCUUCUCCACCCCUCCCGGGGAGCUCCUGGAAGGAGGGGGAAUAUCGGGCCGUAGCGGCAGCUCCACGCCUCACCUCCUCCGCGGCCCUGGGCCCGGCCGGCCCCCGAGCAAGGAGAGCCGGCGAAGCGACACCUGCGAGUACUGCGGCAAGGUGUUCAAGAACUGCAGCAACCUGACGGUGCACCGGCGCAGCCACACGGGGGAGCGGCCCUACAAGUGCGAUCUGUGCAGCUACGCCUGCGCCCAGAGCUCCAAGCUCACGCGCCACAUGAAGACCCACGGCCAGUUUGGGAAGGAGGUGUACCGCUGUGACAUCUGCCACAUGCCCUUCAGUGUGUACAGCACCUUGGAGAAACACAUGAAGAAGUGGCACGGGGAACACUUGAUGGCCAGUGAGGUCAAAGUGGAGGAGGCGGAGAGGAGCUAGGCUAGGCUAGGCUAGGCUAAAUGCUCAAGGCUAGGUUAGGAUGACACCACAGACCGAAUUGAACAAACAUUUUACCCAGACUUCAACGUGGGACUUGGUUGGAUAAUCUUUCUCUUAAAUAUUUUGGGACAACUUGAUGUAUGUAACUGUUUUUUGUUUUGUUUCUGUCACAGAAACGGCCACCUGAGAAAUAUAAACAAAGAGGAACGUGGGAUGGGGUGUUGUCAUGGAAAUGCACUGUUUCCGGACAACGAACGAUCUGUGUGAGGAUUUUAUUAUUCAACAAAUCCAUGGAGCCUUUCUACUGUGCAAUAAUUUCUGUAUUUAUUGGAGUUUUGUAAAGAUGUUUGGCAUGUGCAGGUUCCUCUUUGUGGGGUUUCAUAUGGAAUUAGUUAGCUAGUUAGUAAAAAAAAAAAAAAUGCAAUUUUUUUUUCUAAAAACCCAUAACUGGAAACUUGAUUAGAAAUAGAACUUGUUAGUUUUCUGUAAGGAAACUAAAUAAAAUAAUUAACGUGAAGAUGUCGACUUCUUAAAUUAUAGUAUAAUAAUACCAGUUAUUUCUUAAUAUCGUUUAACUUCAGCAGCGGACUACAAUCCAUCUCCUCGUCUUUGACAUAAAGCACUGAAUGUCAAUAUGACAAUAAAAUAUUAACUAUAAUUUGGGGAUUUAAAAAUCCCAAAUUACCUUGUUUUAGAAACCUGAAGAGAGUACAUGAAAUUUUAUACAAACAACUGAUUUUUAUUUUAUAUCUGCUUGUGUUGUAAAUGUCAAAAUGCUCUUAUUAUUAUGAAGCCAUCCAGUCCCUACAUUCCCAAUAUUAGCAGGGGACUUAAAUAGUGGUUGCACAUGUUGACUUACAUUCCAUAGAUACAGGAUGAAAUUGCCAUGGGGAUCUUUAAGAAAUAUCAGUUCGAAAUGGCUGGAGGACGUAAAUGUGGAAAGGAGAUCUUACAGUUUUAUAAAACUUAAUUUGUGUGUGUCUGGUUGUCCUGGGAAAGAAUAAACUUUUUUUUAUUUGUCAAACGUUAUGUAAAUAUUUUCUUUUCUUUAAACUACCAUUAUUAAGAUAACAGAAACUAAAUCUAUACCAGCUCCAGUACAUUUAGUAUAGCCACUUUAACGAAAAGCAAUCAAAGGAACAGUGGCUUCAGUUAUCAGAGUAGGCUGCUGAAUAAUAUAUGUGCAUUGUUUUUCAACAAUUUACCACAUUUUACAACACAGUUCCUCCCAAUAUAAUUUUCUUCUUAUGACCAUACUACAUUUGAACAACCUCGCAGCCACGUUGUUUACACCCUUUUAACAGUUGAAAAUAUUAUAUAAAGCAAUUUGUUAGGACAAAUCUUCGAAACACCCUGCUGUGCAUUCCAGAAUUGUCUGGGACAUUUUUGAAUAGAAGUGUUCUGUUCCAUUGGAACUGGGUGAGUUCUUCUUAUCCUCUUAUGAUUCAGUCUAGGUUAGGACAACUUGAGAUUCCACACAGAAGUGUUUGAAAAUAAACAUAUUCAUGAGACUAGUGCGUUGUUAGAAAACAUGACCAGCAGUGUCUGUAGAUUACAAAAAAAUUAAACGUCCUUGUUCUAACCUUGUUCUAACCUUGUUCUAACCUUGUAUUGUUGAACCUAGGAUUCUGUAGAACAUUUGCAAAAUGGAAUUCAUAUCAAUGCCUGUAUUCUCUGCUCUAAGCCUCAAUCUGUCUGACUGCUUUCACAGUUCACCAACUUAACAUUAAUGUCUUAUUAGAGCAGCUUUAAAAAAGAAGAGGUGGGGGCUUAACAAAGUGAUAGGGGCGUUUAACGCCCAAUAACAGAUUUUUGAAGACACUGUACGUGGUAUUCAUGACUUUUAGGGUUUUACAAUUUGUCAUUUUCUGCUACGAGGAAUGAGGAUUGUUCAUCCCAAGACAAAAAAAAGGAUAUUUAAGUUACAUUGAGUUAUGGUAAUAAUGUCCUCCACAGCUGUUCGACUGCUGGCCACACGACCUUGAAAUGUGAUUAGAUCAUUCUUGAGGUAAAAAAUGAAAAAUUGAAAUAAAGGAAAGAGAGAGAGAAAAAUGUUAAAAGGGGGGCAGGAUAAGGGGAAUGAAAGAGAAAGAUAGGAGACAGAGAUAUUAGAAAAGAGAUAAAUAUAAGGACGGAAACAGAGUUAGAAAGAGAGAAAGCCCAGAGCAAGGAUCAAAGCCAUUUAAAUUAAAUUGAAAGCAUACAAAAAGUAUGUUUUUAUCCAUAUAACCACUGUUUAAAUUUAACACCAGGAGCAUCAGACUGAGAACGACGACCAAUAUUAAAGAAGACUGAGGCCACUUAUUCCCUUGAUAAAACCCCAGUCAGUAGAAAAAAAAUCCCCUAAUCGCAAAGAUAUCUCUACGAGUUACCUGCUCUCCGCGUGUUUAGCCAGUUGGAUAUGGCUGUGCCUAGAAUUGGAAUCGUCCUAUUUGUCAUCAUCUUGUUGGAUGAAAUUAGAUUCUUACACAGAAACACUCCGGGGUUGUUGGUCCCCAAUUUCAAAUCUGCAUAUGGAAAUGUAAUAGCAUAUCGCAUUGUACGUGAUUGAUUUAAACGGCGGCGGGAGGAUCCAUUUGGGAAUAAAACACAUUUUAAUAACCACGUACUGCGAGUAGCUAAAUGUUUAGGGCAUUCCUAGGUAGUGAUUCUACAAUUUCCACUGUAGAGCAACAUUGGGUGGCAAUCAAACUCAGGAGUUGUUUUACCUUUAAUAGCACUUUUAUAUGAAGUGACUUAGUCGCGCAAGCCUCCAUUUUACAUUUAGGUGGCCCUUGAAAAUGAACCCUAUCUAUAGUGCAGGCAUGGCUCCAUGCUUUACUAAUGCCGCAUUUCCACUGGUGCUUUACCCCGGUACCAGGGCUCUCUGAUCCGGUGGAGACCGAUAGUCUAUUGAGAAAACCCGGCAGACACAGCAGCGCGAGUCAAUUCACACGAGGACUUUCAGUCUAAAAUACUGUUUACAUCGUUGAAGUACAUUGAUUAUGAUGAAAACCUCUGUGCGAGUUUUGAAACGACCAAGUAUUAUUUUCUUCAGAUGUUUUGAAUGCUGUAGCGAGCACACAUGUGAGAUUAUAAUGGUGGAGGGAUUCUAAAGUAAAUUCUUACGAAUUGCUAGGUAUAAUUUUUUUGAUUGCUGUAUGACAGGACGAUCCACAGUAUGACAGUAUGAUCCAGCAUUUCUGAUAGCCUUCUGUUAUAGCCCACUUUUCUGUCCCAAUUCAAUUGUGGGUCCAUUGAGAGGUUUUGCGGCCACUGUAUUUGUUUUCAAAUGUUUUCGGGUAAACCUAUCCUGACAUGGAUGUAAGGAACACAACAAAAAAGAAAAAAAAUGAGGUAUAUUAUGUAGGAUAAUAGAGGAAUUUUGGGAUGGGAUUAUGCAAUGAAUUCUGGGAGAAAAUGCUUUUUAUGAAAUACAUUUUAGGAGGCAUUCAUGAACAACAUAGAUUUUUACACAUGGUUGGUUGAAGUUAUUGUGAUGGCACUUAAAAUUGUAAUUUUAACACAUUUCACAUUUUCAACAGUCACAACUUUCAUUUUUCACAGCAUUUGCUCUUUGUACAAAAAUCUUUUUCCUUCUUUUUAUUUUUUGAGCGAGUGCAUUGUUGUUUCAGAGCAGCAGUACACAUGGGCUGUUUUGAACAUAUAUGUAUUUUUGUAAUGUGUUGAAAAAUCAAUACACGAAACAUAAAAAAAUUCAAUAAAUGUUUGCCCUAUA
Molecule: messenger RNA, 7765 nt
Organism: Esox lucius (northern pike)
Lineage: Eukaryota; Metazoa; Chordata; Actinopteri; Esociformes; Esocidae
Product: B-cell lymphoma/leukemia 11B-like
Exons: 5
Coding region: 1504-4047 (847 amino acids)
Biological process (GO): positive regulation of transcription by RNA polymerase II
Cellular component (GO): nucleus
Molecular function (GO): RNA polymerase II cis-regulatory region sequence-specific DNA binding; DNA-binding transcription factor activity
Source: RefSeq, a predicted model, not a curated record